Messenger RNA from Photinus pyralis (common eastern firefly), 1637 nucleotides. Its product is annotated as major facilitator superfamily domain-containing protein 9-like. The transcript has 5 exons. Gene Ontology annotation, molecular function: transmembrane transporter activity. The record is from RefSeq and is a predicted model, not a curated record. Gene Ontology annotation, biological process: transmembrane transport. Bases 215 to 1408 code for a protein of 397 amino acids. Lineage: Eukaryota; Metazoa; Arthropoda; Insecta; Coleoptera; Lampyridae.
GUGAGGUUAUGUAACAGCAACUUCUAUUUUUUUGACGAAUUUUGAAUUGAAAUAUGUGACGUCCGAAUUAUCUUAACUUAUCUGUGGCGAUUUAAUUUCAACUGGCCUAUACAACCACUAGCUGGCACCGUUAUACUAUGCUUCAUUGAAUAGUUACUUAACCAUGUAAUUAGAAAUCACUGCCACUUGUACCUCUACAACUCCUUCAAACAUCAUGGAAUUGAAUGUAAAAUUUUACAUAAUUUGCUUCUUGGACUCUCUGGCUCUGGGCCUGUUCCUUCCUAUUUUAGCCUCGCACAUUACAUCUUUGGGUGGUACGCACACUGUUUUAGGCACAUUAGCUACUCUAUACACAAUUACUCGCCUCUUUGCUGGGAGUUUAACGCGAACUUGGAUAGAUGCUUUCGGCAAAAAGGCCACUUUACUACUUAUUCUCGCGAUUAAUUACGUUGUUUACAUACCGUUUGGCACCACAACAUCUUAUUUCUACAUCAUUCUAUUACGUUUGCUAGUUGGAUUAACGAGUCAAAUUCAUCAUGUCUGCAAUUCAUUUGUGGCAGAACACAACUCCAAAGAAAGUCUUCCCAAUGUACAAAGUAUUACGAACGUAAUGUCUGUGGCCGGCUUUGUGAUAGGUCCAAUGAUUAGUGGUGCAAUUUAUGAACAGGCGGAUGGUUUUUAUUAUAUUUGUAGGCUUGCGGCAAUAUUUCUGUUUAUUUGCAUUCUUAUUGCCGUAACACUGCCCAACUCGAGUAGUACAAGUUCAGAGACCCCCGGGACAUUUUUAACGAGAAGUGCGGCCGAUUUGCUGAGGAAAUUUGGUAGACUUAACAAAUUGAAGAUGAAGGAAGAUUGGCAUUUUGUAAUUUUAAAGUUUUUGCACAGUGUAAGUGCAACAGUGUUUUUUAUGAAAUUUUCCAUGCUUUUAAAAGUACGUUACCAAUUGUCAAUGCCAGUAAUUGGUUGUUCCUAUUCAUACCAAGGUAGUUUAACAUUUUUGGCACCGUUUAUCACCGCAUUUCUUAAUAUUUCCAAGUCCUCUUCUGCAAUUAUAACGUCUUUGUUUAUUGCCACAGCAGGUUUUAUGGGUUUAUGUUUUGCCAACACUUACGAUUGGUAUUUAAUUAGUUUUAUUCCAAUGAUUCUUGCUCAUACUUUAUUAAUUACACUUUGGAAAAAUGCCUUUACGGAACGAUCAACGAAAGAUCACGAAAUUGAGGGUGUUCAAGAUGGUAUUGGAGAGGUAGCUUCUAUCGCAACACCUUUUAUUUUCGGCGUAUUCUGUGAUUUAUAUGGCGUCCACGCUUUGCAAGCAUUCACGAUUAUUCCUAUGCUGAUAAGCAUAUUAAUCGCCGUUAUUACAAUAUGCCCCCCUACUCCUAUGAAAACGAAAAAGAAGACAAAAUAAACAUUCCAAAUUUAACUAGGCUCAUUCCUUAUGUAUUGCAAAUUAGUAGGUACUUGAGUAUAAUUACUCAAUUAGCCAAGGGCAGUGCCUUAAAAAAAUUAAUUACCCACUAUUUUUGGAUAGUGUGUUUAUAUGCAUUUUAAAAAUGUGUAAAGUAAUUAUAGUUUAUCAAAGUUUUAUUGUACAAAGCAUGUAAACCAUUAAAGCUAGUUAUUAUUCGUUAUUUUUA